Messenger RNA from Bactrocera latifrons, 693 nucleotides. RefSeq lists its product as uncharacterized. The record is from RefSeq and is a predicted model, not a curated record. The transcript has 6 exons. The coding region runs from base 370 to 693 and encodes 107 amino acids. Lineage: Eukaryota; Metazoa; Arthropoda; Insecta; Diptera; Tephritidae.
GAAUGAAAUACUGUCGAUUGAUUUUCUCACUUCCAUUUGAAGUGAUGACCAAAAAAUGUUUCGUUAUAUUCAAAAUGGAAUUAAAAUUAAAUUUAAAGCAAAUAGAACAACGUCGGGGCGUGUUACGAAUGGCCAAAAGAGGCGGUUACUGCAUUUAAUGCAGCAGCACCGCAGCGUUGGAAGGGGCCAAUUUAUGAAGUUGCUGCAGAAUUAAAUGCAUUGGGAGGGUCCCACAAGUCCCCUAAUCAGUGGCAAAAAUGUUGGAUAGACUGGAAAUCGGCAGUCAAGAAGCUGCACAAUGCCCACAGAGCGUUCGCCAGACGAACUGGAAACCUGCCGUUGUAGGACGGUCCAAAACCGUUGGAUGCCAUGGACCUGGAAAUUUUGGAGUUUUUUUCCAGCGACAUGGUGGACAGUGAUGGGCUCACUCCCAAAAUUGGUUUGUCGACAACUGCUGAAAUGGUCGAUUUUACCAUUGAGGAUGAGGGUGAUGCUACUGCCAACAUUGGGUUGGACGCAAACGCGGACAGUUUGGACAUCUUCGAAGAGGAGGCACUUGAAGAGGCUGCAAUGGGUCAGGUGCUUGAGGUUGUGCCAAACAAACAGCAACCCAAACAGCGCACAAACCAAAGCUGUGUGGAAGAGUAUCAUUUGGAGGGUUCCUCAUAUUUUUCUGAACACCACUGUAUAUGA